UGGCUAACAACGCUAAUGCCACGUGGUCACACUGCGGAACAGCUGAUUUGAAGAAGAAGAAGCAGCACGUGCACGUUGUUGUCAAAAUUCAAAUUAUUUUUGUUUUAAGCCAGCUUUUAAGUUAAUUUCACCUUGCGGAUCCAUCAAGAUGACGAAAAUAGCGCCAAAAGGGCGCCCAAAGGCUAAGACGCCCUACAAACGCUACUUCGACGGCCAAAAGGACACAGAAACGGGCGACGGCGAUCUGAAACAUGUAAAGGUGUUCAGCAAAAACCGACAGAAUUUCACUGGCGAUUUUAUCAGUAUGCUAAAUAAAACGAAGAAGCCGCGUCCCCAAAAGGCUCCCGCCAAACCCACAAAAGAGGAGCUGGAGGCCAGGCCCAAGAAGAACCCGAUUCCCAAAGAGACCCUCGACAAGUACUCACGUGGCGAGCAAGUGCAGCCGAAAGGUGUAAAAACGCGGCACUUCAAGGAGCAGCAGACGCGCAAGGAGGUCUACCUCGAAUAUGCCACCGAGCAGGCGGCCCGCACAGAGCUCCUACUCCAGGAAACCGCUGGGCAGCUAGAUGCAGAUGAGGGCGAGACCACCGCCGAAUUUAGGCAGUCCCAGAUUGCCGAGAAUGUGGAUAUCCAGUCGUCGGCCAAGCACUUCAACCUGAACAUGGAAUUCGGUCCGUAUCAAAUGCGCUACACCAAGAACGGCAGGCAUUUGCUGCUCGGCGGCAGACGCGGUCAUGUGGCCGCCUUCGAUUGGGUGACCAAGCGACUGCACUGCGAAUUCAAUGUGAUGGAGAGCGUCGAGGAUGUUCAGUGGCUGCAUGUGCCCACCAUGUACGCGGUGGCCCAGAAGAGCUGGGUCUAUUUCUACGACAAGAAGGGCACCGAACUGCAUUGCAUCAAGCGGCUGAAUCGCGUCAAUCGCCUGGACUUCCUGCCCUACCACUUCCUCCUGGCCGCCGGCAACAGUGCGGGCUAUGCUUCCUGGCUGGACGUCUCCAUUGGCGAGCUGGUGGGUAACUUUAACACGGGACUGGGCGAUAUACGCAUGCUGCGACACAAUCCCAGAAAUGGUGUACUCUGCAUUGGCGGCGGACGUGGCGUGGUGUCCAUGUGGUCGCCCAAGGUGCGUGAGCCGCUGGCCAAGCUGCUGUGCCAUUCGACAGCCAUGACUGCUCUGGCGGUGGACCCCAAGGGCCAGCAUUUGGUCACCGCUGGCUUGGACAGGGCUGUGAAAGUCUGGGACAUUCGUAUGCUGGUGCACGACAAGCCGCUGACUCACUUCCAGCUGCGUCUGCCCGCCAACGAACUGGAUGUGUCGCAACGUGGCAUGCUGGCGCUAUCGCAGGGCACCUAUCUGGAGACCUACUCGGAUCUGCUCUCCGGCGGAGGUUCGGGUGACGGAACCCGGUUGCCUUAUAUCCGCCAGCGCUGCGAUGCCUUCGUCCACGGGCUGCGUUUCUGCCCGUACGAAGAUGUGCUCGGUGUGGCGACGGCCAAGGGCUUCCAAUCGCUAUUGGUGCCCGGCUCUGGAGAGCCAAACUUCGAUGCUAUGGAAGACAACCCGUAUGAGACUUCGAAGCAACGACGCGAGCACGAGGUCCACGCUCUGCUGGAGAAGAUUCCGCCCGAUCUGAUCACCCUGGAUCCGCAAGAGAUCACUGGCGUGGAUGCGCCCACGCUGCAGGAGAAGAUCGAUGCCAAGAGGAAGCUGUUCCAUUUGAAGGCGCCGCGCAUCAACAUGAAAACGCGCCACAAGAUGAAGGGACGUGGCGGCACCGCCAAGGCGGCGCGCAACAAACAGAUCGUCAAGGAUGCCAAGCGAAAGGAGUUUAUUGCCGAGGUGCGCGAGGCCAAGAAGAACGUUAUCAAGCAGCACAAAGUCGACGAGGUGGGUGCCAAGGGCAAGCCCAAGACCAAGGCACCACGCUCCGUUCUGGAUCGUUUCAAACCCAAGCCACCCAAAAAACAGAAAACCUGAACAGAGUUCGUCUUAAGCGAGAGGAAUAUAAUGUAUACAUUAAACUUAGAAGCUAAACAAAGU
This is a messenger RNA of Drosophila simulans, 2041 nucleotides long. RefSeq names its product WD repeat-containing protein 46. Gene Ontology annotation, biological process: maturation of SSU-rRNA from tricistronic rRNA transcript (SSU-rRNA, 5.8S rRNA, LSU-rRNA). The record is from RefSeq and is a predicted model, not a curated record. The transcript is spliced from 2 exons. Lineage: Eukaryota; Metazoa; Arthropoda; Insecta; Diptera; Drosophilidae. Gene Ontology annotation, cellular component: small-subunit processome; nucleolus; 90S preribosome. Bases 149 to 1978 code for a protein of 609 amino acids. Gene Ontology annotation, molecular function: protein binding.